AGAAUUUGAAAACAUCGUGUGAAAAUUUCUCUCUUAUAAUAUUUUUUUUUGCGCGUGUGAAACUUAAGAGCCUCAUAUUUAAAAGUUCGUCUGGCCUUUCAAAAUAUUUGGAAAUAUUUGGAAUCUCAGGGCUGCCCUGGCUAGUAGGGCCCAAAUUUAUGUCCAAUCAGAAAACUGAGACGUAAGGCCCGAAAUGAUUCGACCAAACUCAUUUACAAACAACCCAAUUCAUUUUACAAUAUCCAACUAUAAAUGGAGUACUGUAAUAUUAUUACUGUUAACUACAUCACACCCGUCCCCUCACAUCAAUGCCCUAGACUCGCUCGACUCAACUCAUCUCUCACUCACUCAGUUUUUCUCAAUUGCUGGUUUAUAAUAAAAGCUAUGCAAAAUUCAAUCUCUUUGCCAGUUCAAUGUGCCAUGGAGGAGGAACAACAGCAAACCUUUGUCCUCAUGUUCUUCUUUCCCUUAGAAGAAACACAAAUUCUGCUAUGACCACCAAACUCGUGAACCUCCUCCUAGUGGCUUCCAUUAACAAAUCUCUCACCAAAGCUGGAGGAAUUCGAAACCUGGAUGUUGAUUCUAUUCCCCUCUCUGACGCUCUCGUCCUCCAAGUCCUUCGGAGGAACUCUCUUGAUGCAUCCAAAAAGGUUGAUUUCUUCAGGUGGUGUUCACUCAACUCCAGCUACAAGCAUUCAGCAGGUACGUAUGCUGAAAUCUUCCGCAUUGUUUGCCAAGCCGGCUGCUUCCAACACCUCCAUGAGGUCCCCGACCUUCUAUCCUCCAUGAAGCGAGACGGGGUUGUACUUGAUUCGGCAAUCUUCAAACUUCUACUCGACGCCUUCAUUCGAUCCGGCAAGUUCGAUUCUGCAUUGGAAAUCCUGGACCACAUGGAGGAAGAAGAAUUAGGGAUUAAUGGCCGUUUGAAUCCCUAUGUGUAUAGCUCUGUCCUCGUUGCCCUUGUUCGGAAAGAACAGUUGGGUUUGGCAUUGUCCAUUUUCUUCAAGCUCUUAGAAUCCUCAAAUGACGCCAACGGGAGUGGUGUGGUUCCUGAUGCUGUUGCCUGUAACGAACUGUUUGUCGCUCUUAGAAAGGCGGACAUGAGGACUGAAUUCAAGCGGGUCUUUAACAAACUGAGAGAGAAGAAUUGCUGUGCUUUGGAUACCUGGGGCUACAAUAUAUGUAUCCAUGCUUUUGGAUGUUGGGGUGAUAUGAUUACUUCACUAAAUCUAUUCAGAGAGAUGAAGAAUUUGCGCUUGGAUCCAGACUUGUGCACGUACAACAGCCUCAUCCAUGUGUUUUGCUUGGUAGGGAAGGUGAAGGAUGCACUUAUUGUUUGGGAGGAAUUGAAGGGGUCUGGUCAUGAGCCUGAUGUAUUCACCUACCGUAUCCUUAUACAGGGCUGUUCUAAAUCCUACCGAAUCGAUGAUGCAACAAAGAUAUUUAGUGAGAUGCAAUACAAUGGCUUUCGUCCGGAUACUAUCGUUUAUAAUUCUCUUUUAAAUGGGCUGCUCAAAGCAAGGAAACUUACAGAUGCAUCCCAACUGUUUGAGAAAAUGGUUGAGGAAGGGGUAAGAGCCUCAUGUUGGACGCACAAUAUACUGAUUGAUGGUUUGUUCCGGAAUGGAAGGGCCGCGGCAGGUUACUCAUUGUUUUGCGACUUGAAGAAAAAAGGACAGUUUGUGGAUGGAAUCACCUACAGUAUUGUUGUAUUGCAUCUUUCUAGUGAGGGUCAAGUUGAGGAAGCACUGCAGUUGGUUGAAGAGAUGGAAGCUAGAGGCUUUGUUGUUGAUCUGAUUACGAUAUCAUCUCUCUUGAUUGGGCUUUAUAAACAUGGUCGGUGGGAUUGGACAGACAGGCUUAUGAAGCACAUUAGGGAUGGCAAUCUAAUGCCUACUGUUCUAAAGUGGAAAGCCAAUAUGGAGGCUUCAAUGAAAAGUCCACAGAGCAAAAGAAAGGAUUUUGCACCUAUGUUCCCAUCCAAAGACUUGAGUGAGAUUGUGAAUUUGGUGAGUUCGGCUGAUUCGGGGGUUGACACUGUCCUUGGUUCUGAGGGUGGUGGGCUGCAAGACAUUUCAUCUGAUGCAGUUGAUCAGUGGUCAUCAUCCCCAUAUAUGGAUCAAUUGGCUUAUCAAGUGAAUUCCAAGAACCAGUUGUUUCCAUUGUUCUCUCUGUUAAAGGGGAAACGAGUUCAGGCAAAAGGCAUUGACUCUUUUGACAUUGAUAUGGUCAAUACUUAUUUAUCUAUAUUUUUGGCCCAGGGAAAGCUAAGCUUAGCCUGCAAGUUGUUUGAGAUUUUCACCGACAUGGGUGUCGACCCUGUGAGUUACACUUACAAUUCCAUGAUGAGUUCAUUUGUCAAGAAGGGCUAUUUCAACGAGGCAUGGGGCAUUCUUCAUGAAAUGGGUGUGAAGGUUUACCCAACAGACAUAGCAACAUAUAAUGUAAUAAUUCAGGGCUUGGGGAAGAUACAAAGAGCAGAUCUUGCCAGUGCUGUUGUGGAUAAACUAAUGAAACAUGGUGGUUAUCUUGAUAUUGUGAUGUAUAAUACCCUGAUCAAUGCACUGGGGAAGGGUGGCCGGAUUGAUGAGGCAAACAAAUUAUUUGAGCAGAUGAAGAAUAGUGGAAUAAAUCCUGAUGUUGUCACUUAUAAUACACUUAUUGGAGUCCAUAGCAAGGCAGGUCGACCGAGGGAUGCUUACAAGUUCUUGAAGAUGAUGUUGGAUGCAGGCUGUUCCCCAAACGAUGUCACUGACACGACAUUGGACUUUCUGGAAAAAGAGAUUGAGAAAGCGAGGUACCAAAAGGCAUCAAUCAAGGACACCAAUAAGGAUGAUUCUUGGUGAACAACUUUUCUGGUAAUGAUGCAGAUAAAUUUACUUCGAUUUAAGUGUGAUCUCACUCAAAAUCUUGAUCAUUUCUUGUUAGGGUUGCAGAUGAACUCAAGCCAAUCCAAGAUGAGUUUUUGGAGGUGUUCAUGAUCUGCUUGGUCAUAUACAUAGUAUGUUUGCGUUUGGUUUGCACUUGUCCCUAGCCCUAGUUGGGAAAAGGCUUUAUUGAGUUUAGUUGAGUUGAGUAGCUCGUGCCCAGCCUCGUCCCCGUCAAUCUUGUUCAGGGUUGGCUUGUCAAAGUUCAAUAUACCUUGAGCUUGCCUUGGCUCAAUUUUGAAAUAUACUUUCUUCUUUCCCAUAGAAACAAAAAAUAUAUUGGCACUGUUACUGGCAGCUGUUGAAGAAAAAACUAGAAGAAGAAUAAUCUUCUCACCAAAUGGGGAUUGGAAGACUAUAUUAGGAAAACUCCUACACACCUUUAGAAUUUUAUUUAAAUAUUUAAAAACUAGGGCAUUGAAGAAAGAGGAGGAGAAGUGUUAAAACCAAAAGGAAUUUGAGAAACUCUGUGGACUACCAUUGAUCUUCAAGCAAUGCAAGAGAUUGGAUAUAAAGGAUAUAAUAGAACAAAAUCUGAGAUGAAAUAGGAAAGGUAAAGAGAGUCAAGUUAAUUUAAAAGAGAAGAAUCCAGAAAUGUUGCAGCUAAGCCACUGAGUGUGUAAUGCCAGUUCCCAAUUUAAUGGGUGGCUGCUACCCCUCCCUCUCUUAAGAAGAUCUUGGCUGGGGUUCCCUUCAGCGCCUUACUCUAGGUGAGGGUUUCUUUGUGAUUAAUAACUUUCUUCUUCAUCAUUCUGGCCACAAUUGUGUACUAAAAUGAGCUGAUUUUCUUAUUUAUAAAUGGGUUCUUUUAUUUGUUCAUUCUGAUUGUAGCACUGAUAUUAAGUUAAAUGAAAGCAAUAUGUGUUUGUUCAUUC
Messenger RNA from Cornus florida, 3802 nucleotides. RefSeq names its product pentatricopeptide repeat-containing protein At4g01570. Bases 414 to 2846 code for a protein of 810 amino acids. NCBI's taxonomy places the organism in Eukaryota, Viridiplantae, Streptophyta, Magnoliopsida, Cornales, Cornaceae. The record is from RefSeq and is a predicted model, not a curated record. The transcript is spliced from 2 exons. Gene Ontology annotation, molecular function: protein binding.